Molecule: messenger RNA, 1888 nt
Organism: Astrephomene gubernaculifera
Lineage: Eukaryota; Viridiplantae; Chlorophyta; Chlorophyceae; Chlamydomonadales; Astrephomenaceae
Source: the annotation of a GenBank genome assembly
GACAUUGUGUCACCUUAUACUAAACUGCAGGUAUCUAAUUAUCAGUAACAGCUGCGCACUCCCGCACCCAGGAAGGCUAGCGCAGGUUAGCUAAACGCUCAAGGUUCCAUUACGCUUCGGAUCAAGGCUUUCGAAUGCGGUGCGCUCUCAGCCGCCUGUCCUUGGGCACAGGAACGCAGCUGCGACUUCAGCAGCGGCUUCUGGGCGCUUCCGUUAACGCAAGCGCCUCGAUUGAUACCAACCACAUCGCACCGCAAGCUCAGCGCCUAGGCCACCUUCUUGACAAUAUCUGCAACAACCAACGAUCGGAUUUUAGCCUUCGCUCAAUGGCUACUAGCAGCACUGAAGGCGCUGGCGCCGUACGAGCUCUCAUGUACGACACUCCAGGCGAACCUCUGGACGCCCUGUCGCUACGGGAGCUGCCUCCUGCGGCACCAUGCGGACCUGAGGAGGUGCAGCUGCGCUUCCUGAUGGUCCCUAUCAACCCCUCCGACGUCAACACCGUGCAGGGCAAGUACCCCAUCAUGCCGCAGCUGCCGGGCGGGGUGCCGGGACACGAGGGCGUGGCGGAGGUGGUGGCGGUUGGGCCGCAGGUCCGCUCCCUGUCCCCGGGUGACUGGGUUGUGCCGCUGCGCCCCGCCCAGGGCACCUGGCGCAGCGGGGGCACCUUUGCUGCUGCGGACUGGCAUCGGGUGCCGCGGGAGAUCGGGGUGGAGGCGGCGGCAACCAUUGUGAUCAACCCCCCCAGUGCCCUGGGCAUGCUGGAGAACUUCCUGGACCUGCAGCCGGGGGAGACGGUGGCGCAGAACGGGGCCACCAGCGCAGUGGGGGAGGCGGUCAUCCAGAUCGCUCGCGCCAAGGGCCUCAAGACCAUCAACAUUAUCCGCGAGAGGCCCGACAUGGCUACCACUGUGUCGCGGCUGACCUCCCUGGGUGCGGACCUGGUGACCACGGAGCAGCGACUCAAGGAGGACCUCAAGGCCUCUGGGCUGCCCGCUCCCCGGCUGGGCCUGAAUUGCGUGGGCGGCACCGCGGCGAAUGCAGUGACUCGCAUACUCAAGGAGUGCGGCACGCUGGUGACGUACGGCGGCAUGUCCAUGCAACCCGUCACCGCGCCCACCGCCUCCAUGAUCUUCAAAGACAUCUCCUUCCGGGGAUUCUGGCUGUCAGGGAGGUGGUCUGUGGAGCAGGGACCCACGGGUCGCGCCGCUGUGUUGGACCGCAUCUCGCAGCUCUACUUGCAGGGGGCGCUGCAGCCGCCUGUCGUACAGUCCUUCCCACUGGGGGGCUGGCGGGAUGCGUUUGCGGCGGUGGGGGCGGCACACCGGGGGCGCAAGGUGGUGUUUGACAUGCGGAGGGAGGAGUAGUUGACGUUGUGAUGUGGGUAGUGAUGCGGGAGACGUAGGAAUGGGAGGUGUAGGAAUGGUGGGAGUCAAGAAGGGAAGUUAGGCGGGUGUGGGGAGUGGGGUGGAGCUUAGCAUGCUGCGAUGUAUGGGUUAGUAGGGGGUCUGACAUUUGGGCGUGUGGGAUGGUGCCGCAUGGACGUUCGAUAUUGCUUCGUGAGGUCGUGAUAUGCCGAGGCGGCGGUUAGUCAAAUCACUGGCUGGCCCGCUCGCGUUGCACCUUCAACAAGGUAAAGUAAGGGUGCUCAAGUAUAUGUGGAGUUAAGUAUGGUGUUAGGAGUCAAGUAUGAUGUCAAAGUAUGUAUGCUCAAGGACUAUACUGAUGUGUGCGGUAAUACGAACUUACAUCCGCUUCCCAUGGUCCCCAUGCGCCCUUCAAGCAUGCACGCCUCCCACAACCCACAGCCGCUCCACUGUUCCAGGGUUCCUGCAUCCACCCAUCCAUCCAUCAAAAGAUUGAGGGUUGAGAGCCACGUGCGCACAUG